Molecule: messenger RNA, 1287 nt
Organism: Aspergillus nomiae NRRL 13137
Lineage: Eukaryota; Fungi; Ascomycota; Eurotiomycetes; Eurotiales; Aspergillaceae
Product: putative cAMP receptor-like protein
Exons: 4
Coding region: 1-1287 (428 amino acids)
Biological process (GO): adenylate cyclase-activating G protein-coupled receptor signaling pathway; cell surface receptor signaling pathway
Cellular component (GO): plasma membrane
Molecular function (GO): G protein-coupled receptor activity
Source: RefSeq, a predicted model, not a curated record
AUGUCUCUGUCGGAACAACAACUAUAUGCCAUCUCAGUAACCGAACGGGUUUGCUCGGCCAUCUCUCUAACCGGCACCACCAUCAUUGUCGUCUCCUUCCUUGGUUCAAGUGCUUUCCGCAAGCCCAUCAGCCGUCUGGUGUUUUACGCCUCUUGGGGCAAUUUGAUGACCAAUAUCGCAACCGUCAUUUCUCAAUCAGGCAUUCACAUGGGGCUCGACAGUCCCCUGUGUCAGUUCCAGGCCUUCUUGAUCCAAUGGUUCAUGCCCGCCGAUGCCCUAUGGACUUUUGCCAUGGCCUGUAAUGUUUACUUGACGUUCUUUUACAAAUACAACUCCGAUCAACUGCGACGGCUCGAGUGGAAAUAUCUCAUCUUCUGCUACGGACUGCCUCUCAUCCCCUCUGUCGCGUACUUCUUCAUCAAGACCAAGGCCCGGGGCAAGGUCUACGGCUAUGCGGUGCUCUGGUGUUGGGUUGCGCAAACCUGGGACUGGUUACGGAUUGCGGUCUUCUACGGCCCAGUCUGGUUCUUUAUUGUUUUGACGCUGGCCAUCUAUAUCCGCACUGGCGGUGUCAUCUGGGAAAGACGACGCCAACUGCGGCAGCUUGACAACCUCGACUCGGCAGAUUCCUAUCCCAGGUAUGAAGGCGAGCCGACCGCAGAACAUUAUGAGGGGCUCGAGAUGCGCGAUGCCGAACGCCCCCUCGAGCCUACCUACAGUAGGGCAACAACGGAAAUCCGCGUAACGAGUGAAAUUACACGCCCCCAACAAGGGCAUUACCCAACUGCCGAAGAAUUGAGUAACCCUGUAUCCCCAUUCUACAACCCGUACUCUGUCACCAUCGAGGGCGGCUUCAUGAGCAGACAGUUCAGUGGCAUCCCGUUAAAAGCAAUGAAACAUUCUCAUUCGGAGUCAUGGUCCCGCCGCCGUACAAUGUCCGACACAAGUACGGCGGCUUGGGCUUAUACAAAGUAUGCGAUGCUCUUCUUCAUUGCCUUAAUUGUCACCUGGGUGCCUUCGACGAUUAACCGGGCAUAUUCACUUGCCUAUCCUCACUCAUAUAACUUUGCUCUGAACUAUGUAUCGAGCUUUGUUCUGCCGCUCCAAGGAUUUUGGAACAGUAUGAUCUAUAUGUCCAUCUCAUGGCCGGCUUUUAAGGCGGUUUACUGGGACAUCAGGAGAGGCAGUCUAGUGAGAGACCCUGGAUGCAGAGGUGGAGUAGACCAUGGAGGACAUAUCGGACAGACUUAUAUCUCGAACGACAGCGUUCGACGUCUGACUCACUAG